UGGUCAGGCUUAGCUUUUCUGUAUGUUUCUUUCUUGGGGUAGGAUCAAAAGCUCGAUCGGAUUUGUACCUACUAUAUAUCUUCUUUUCCUGUUGUUAUCUUUCGUGUCAAACAAUGUUCAAGCCUGCUGUUGCUGACAUUCAAAUCACAUGAAUUUAUCGUUGGGACAUACAUAUUUUUGAGUUGCAACCAGGCAACCAAAAAUGACAACGUUCCUUUUGUAAUAUUAUGCUUCAUUCUUUAAAGUUGGCCAAUGGCCCAAACACAGUCCAACUUACUUAUGAUGGUCUUGGCCUUCGUAUUGAAGGAGGCGGUGUUGACGUUGAGCAAAAGUCUAGCAAGCGUUCAUUCUUGGACUUGACAAUCGUGCCCAUCGCCAAAGUUAAUGUCUUGAACUUAUGCUUCGAUAAUGACACACACCUACUCAAAGUUCAUGCUCUUAUUCCUCGGCAACAUGCCGUACCAGAGUCUCCUUUGGACCUGUGCGUUUUUCGUUGCUCAGUUGACCAGAGCAAAACGACUGAGACACAGACUUUUUGCCAAGCAGUCAUGGGCCAUGUUUAUGAAGGUAUUCCUGUUGGUCGACGUCUUAAAGUGCUUGUCAAUCCUUUCAGCGGUCAGGGCCACGCGAAAAAGAUAUUCAAAGAAAAGGUUUCUCCUGUGUUUGAGAGUGCUCAAUGCAAAGUAGACUAUCAAGAAACGGAGUAUCAAGGCCAUGCUGUUGAGAUUGCCCGGGAAUUGGAUAUUGAUGCAUAUGACGCUAUUGUUACUGUCAGUGGUGAUGGCAUCAUUCAUGAAGCGAUUAAUGGCUUUUCUCAAAGACCGGAUGCACGCGCAGCAUUGAAAAAGGUUCCUCUCGGUGUUAUUCCUGGUGGAACUGGAAAUGCUCUCAGCAUUUGUAUGUUGGGUGAAAAGCUGGGUUUCGAUCCUAUCCACACUGCCCGUCAAAUCAUUAAAGGAAAGAACAUGUCGUUUGACCUUUGCUCUGUCACGUAUGAUGACCAUCAAUACAUAUCCUUCCUGUCCCACAACUAUGGUAUCACUUCUUACGCCGAUUUGGCAACUGAGAAUAUGCGAUGGAUGGGUGAUACGCGCACGAUCGUUGGCCUCCUUCAACAAAUCUUCAAGGGUGAAAGCUACCAAUUGGAAGCUGCUGUUCAAAUAGUGGAAGCCAACAAGGACAAAAUCAAAAGUAACUUUCCCUCUGCAACGCAAAUUCCGGAUAGUGGAGACAAUGGACCGAUUCAAGAUACUAUUCCAGCCCUUACCGAACCUGUCCCCGAAGAUUGGACUGUUAUCAAGGGCGAUGUAUCGCUCUUCCUAACCAGCAAGACACCAUGGUUGGCGCGUGGUAUGUUGAGUCAUCCUUGUGCCGAACCAAACGACGGACUGCUGGAUUUGUUCCUUGUUAGAAGCAACCACAGUCUAUUUUCCAAACUGGAUAUGUUUGGUCGAAUAUUAUAAAAUCAAGGCAUUUCGUCUGACACCAAUUGCUAAGGCUGGCAAAAAGGUUUACGUUGCGAUCGAUGGUGAGCACGCGCCAGCAAAGACUUUCCAAGUCCAAGUCCACCCAGGUCUUGGCUCUGUAUUGAGCUUAUAUCCCAAUUAUGCCAAUGCUCGUACAUGGCGUCCAUCGAGCGUAUCGACCCGUUCGUCCCGCUCCUUCAAAGACAAACUUUCGUCAAUGGGCGACAAGCUUCGCAACACCUGUGCUUACAUUCUGUCACUCAUCCGUAACUACUUCCGCAACUUCCGUAAUCUCUUCAGACGCACAUCCGUCAGAUAAUUGAAGUCCCUUCGUUAAAUUAUUUGUUCUCUGUCAUAAUACCACUUAUCCACUUGUCCUGUUUCUUUUUUUUCAUUACUAUUAUUUCAUUCUAUAAAAAAGUAUCUCCGUGCAAAGUUUCUCUUUACAUUGUUCCUGUUCAUCAUCC
Molecule: messenger RNA, 1933 nt
Organism: Zychaea mexicana
Lineage: Eukaryota; Fungi; Mucoromycota; Mucoromycetes; Mucorales; Lichtheimiaceae
Product: ATP-NAD kinase-like domain-containing protein
Exons: 7
Coding region: 228-1463 (411 amino acids)
Biological process (GO): sphingosine biosynthetic process
Cellular component (GO): intracellular membrane-bounded organelle; membrane; cytoplasm
Source: RefSeq, a predicted model, not a curated record